Drosophila albomicans is the source of this 1457-nucleotide messenger RNA. RefSeq names its product pinin (gene Pnn). The record is from RefSeq and is a predicted model, not a curated record. The coding region runs from base 85 to 1047 and encodes 320 amino acids. Gene Ontology annotation, cellular component: catalytic step 2 spliceosome. NCBI's taxonomy places the organism in Eukaryota, Metazoa, Arthropoda, Insecta, Diptera, Drosophilidae. The transcript is spliced from 2 exons.
AUCAAAACAUACCAAGAAGCGUGCAUCUCUAGUCGAUUAGUUUCGCUAAACUAGAAAUUAAAUAUUUCUACACAUUUAUUAGCCAUGGAAGAAAACGUGUGUGAUUUAGAAGCAAAAUUAAGUCAUGCUCGUCAGUCAUUGACAACUUUAAAUGAUAACAUUCGACGAUUUGUUGGUCGUGGUCUUAAGGAUUCCAGAGUGGACAGAUAUAAUCCUGACAGCGGAACUUCUAAGAGAAAUGAAUCAAACUACGACCGAAAUGUGCCACGCAAGGAUAUUACUUUGAGGACAAAUAGGCGGAUACACGAUUCAAAAAUCGUAGUAAAUCGACCCUCUAAAGAAGAGGAUGAAGAUGCGUCAAUAUGGCUGCCAACCCCAAGAAUAAAUUCACGGGUAAUUCGGGAAUUACCUUCUAGAGAAGAGAUUGUUGAAGCUCAAGGCAUUGAUUCAGAAUCAAGAGCUCGAAAUCGACGUAUGUUUGGUUCGCUCUUGGGUACAUUACAAAAAUUCUGUCAAGAGGAAUCAAGAUUACGAAAAACCGAAGAUAAGAAGGCACAGAUUGAAAAGAAGUUGGAGAAACAACAAUUACAAGAAAGAGAACUAUUGCAAAAGGAACGCAAUUCAUUAUAUUUAGAUAGGAAGCGCAAACAACUUGAAAUCAAAUGUCUUGAAAAUAAAAUGGCUAGAGUAAAGGAUUUCAAAACUUGGGAGCACUCAAUGAACAAUCAAAAAAACCAAAUACAAACCAAAAGCAAGCCGCAUCUACUCUUUCAACCCAGAUUAAACACACCGCACACCGAACAGUUAAUUUUAAAACGAAAAAUCGAACUGGAUUCCCUAAUUGAGCGACGCCGCGUAAACUUGCAAGCUGAUCUAAGAGAAAUCGAAUACACUAAUAAUAUGGAGGAAGACGAGUACGGAUUAGAUGACAGCAGCAACAGCAACUUUUACGAUGCAGGCAAACAAGUAAAUGAAUCGAAUAUAAAAACGCUGCUGGCUGACAAUUCUGAAAAAUCAAAUCACAAUUGGUUGACGCUUGAAGAAUGAUGUGCAAAUUAUUCGUUUUUCUUAGUAUUGCGAUUAUUAGUUAAUGCCGAUAUGUGCUUAACUUUUUUCGAUGUCGCUAGACUUAUAUUUUAAAAAUAGAAUAAAAGUUAAGUUGGACCAAAGUAAAUUUAAUAUUCUUUAAUUCAUUUUGCAUACCUCAAGGCCCUUUUAACUAUUCAUGUGUAGAGUAGCAAGUAGCUGUGAAUAUGUACAUGUUUGUGACGUAUCGAAUUCCGUUAUUCUAUGGAGUUCCCAAUUCUCUAAAAACUGUUGUGUUCGAUAGUAUUACUUAUUCUGAGUAAAAUUUCUGCUAAAAUUAAUUGUAGAACGUCAAAAUCACAAGUAACCGCCAAACCUUAGCACAUAAUAUAAGUACAUACAUACAUAUGUAUAUUCAAGUCGGUGUAAUA